Messenger RNA from Temnothorax curvispinosus, 9179 nucleotides. It is a transcript of the gene crb, whose product is annotated as protein crumbs. The coding region runs from base 306 to 6854 and encodes 2182 amino acids. NCBI's taxonomy places the organism in Eukaryota, Metazoa, Arthropoda, Insecta, Hymenoptera, Formicidae. Gene Ontology annotation, biological process: heterophilic cell-cell adhesion; establishment or maintenance of epithelial cell apical/basal polarity. Gene Ontology annotation, molecular function: calcium ion binding. Gene Ontology annotation, cellular component: plasma membrane; protein-containing complex. The transcript is spliced from 20 exons. The record is from RefSeq and is a predicted model, not a curated record.
CUCCGCCACCGUCGCCGCGUCAGCCGUCAGCUCGCACUGCUCGCAGCUCGCAGUCUCGUUCGGCGAGCGUUCGUCGUCACUCGUCGGUCGAAGGAGGUCGCAGCUGGUGGGCGCGCGGGUGUGGAGGUGAAAAAGUGGAGAACGUACCUCGGAGCGGAAAUUUAUUUUUUCACGACGUGCGGGGAAAAAAGUGCGAGCGGGAAAAACACAGGCAAGAGGAGCAAGAGUAGCAGAAUGUUGAGUGCGUGAAAGGGUGAAACGAGACGAGAGAAGAAGGAGCCGAAAAGCAGACUUGGAGCCGGAAAAUGCGGGCGCGACACGUCGUGGCAGUCCUGGCCACUCUAUUGGCUAUCACUCAGGAAACUCCCCAGAAUUCCAGACAUCAAAACUAUGAGGAGCAUCCUCGCGAGGCCUACUUCAACGGCUCGGCGUUCCUGAAAUUGAGCUCCUUUGUAUCGGUGCACCGUCACAGCGGCCUCAGCUUCCGCACGUGCGAACCCGGUCGACUAUUCCUACAGAAGUACGAUGACAAUUCGAUUAGUCUCGAGGUGACACCCGAGGGACUGCUCUUCGUGGCUGUGGUCGAUCAGCAGAGAUAUGGAGCCAGACUAAACGCCAGGUUGCUCAACAACGCCUGGCACAACGUCAAUUUGCUCUUUAGGCUUGGCAAUCUCACCCUAAAUGCCGCGGGGCACACACAGAUGGUUGCGAAUGCGACUUACAAUUCCGCCAUCCUAACGCUUCCCGAUUAUGACGUGAACAGUUCGCUCAUAGUCGGCGAAGGGUUCAAAGGUUGCGUCUUGCAAGGGCCCGGGAUUCUCUUCAACAACAGCGUCAAUAAUGGGGCCGUUUUCGGACCCUGCCCGUUGGAUACCAAAGGAUGUGGAACGAAGGGCCACGGGGGUAGCACAGGGGCACCUGCUGCUACGGCCCCCACUAUGGAUUUCUGCCACAACGAGCCAUGCAUGAUGCACGGUAAAUGCGUGUCGCGGCAGAAUCGCUACGAGUGCCGCUGUUACGCCCGAUACUCCGGCAACAACUGCGAGAUUGACAAUGGCUCACCCUGUCAGAACGGACCUUGUCGUAACGGCGGUAUCUGUAGCGAAGAUGCGCGCGGUGACUUCAGUUGCAGUUGCAAGCCCGGAUUUACUGGCGGCUUUUGCGAAUCUCAACUGGGCGUACGAUUAUGUGAACAGAAUCCGUGUAGAAACGAUGGCAUUUGUAUAGCGCUAACAGACAGCGAGUACAAGUGCCAGUGUCAGGCUGGUUGGACUGGAAAGAAUUGCGAAAAUAAUAUUAACGAAUGCGCUUCGAAUCCGUGCAAGAACGGUGGCAUCUGCAUCGACGGGAACAAUAAUUAUACCUGCAGAUGUAACAGCACCGGCUAUGAGGGCAUCAACUGCGACGUGGACAUCGACGAGUGUCAGCCGAACCCGUGUCAGAACAACGGCGUAUGCUAUGAUUAUUACGGUGCCUACAUCUGCCAUUGUUCGGCGGGCUUUGAGGGUCAGAACUGCGAGUUUAACUUGAACGAGUGCUUGUCCGAACCCUGUGCCAACGGCGGCAAAUGUGUUGAUGAUGUGGGCACUUACCAUUGCGAAUGCCUCCCAGGAUUCAUGGGUCGCCAUUGCGAGCUGAGGGGCCUCUGCGAAAACGCGGCCUGUCCUCCUAACAGCAUCUGCGUGGAGGAUGCUCAUGGACCUCAAUGUGUCUGCAAUCCCGGUUUCAUGGGUAAUCCUCCUAAUUGCACUGUCAACUAUUGCGCCAGCAACCCCUGCGCCAACGGUGGCACUUGUACCAGCGGCAGAGAUGGUUUCAGCUGCACCUGCCCGUCUGAAUGGAGAGGAAAGAACUGUCAGAUCGACAUAGACGAGUGCCUAUCGCAGCCAUGCCAAAAUGGUGGUACCUGCAUCGACCGUGUCAAUGGAUACAUCUGUAACUGCACCAGAGACUUCGUGGGUGAUAAUUGCGAACGGGAAUACGAUGCAUGCGUCGUAAAUCCUUGUCAGAAUAAUGGUACUUGUACGCUGAUGCCAAGAUCAAAGAGAGAAUUUGUUUGUGAAUGUCCACACGGUUUCGAGGGCAAGGUGUGCGACGUGAAUAUCGACGAUUGCAUUGGCGUGGUGUGUCCGGAUGAUAAGGUUUGCGUUGACGGGAUUGCUGGUUACGAAUGCAAAUGCCCUGAGGGCUACAGAGAUCCGAAUUGCACGUUGAUUGUAGAUCACUGUGCGACAAAACCGUGCGACCAUAACAGCACGUGCAUCGACCUCGGCGAGCACGGCUUCGAGUGCCAGUGUGCAGAAGGCUUUCAAGGUCAGUAUUGUGAGCUUGAUGUGAACGAGUGUGAGUUGCACGGUAAUUCCCUGUGCAACUAUGGGAUUUGUAUCAAUACCGAUGGUGGCUACAAUUGCUUCUGCCGGCCGGGCUUCUCCGGUGAUCAUUGUGACAUCAACAUCGAUGAGUGUUUGUGCGGCCCAUGCAAGAAUAAUGCUACGUGUCGCGAUAGCAUCAACAUGUUUCAAUGUAUAUGUCAACCCGGUUACACCGGCAAGACCUGCGAGAUAGACGUGAACGAGUGCGACAGCGAUCCGUGCCACAAUGGGGCGCAGUGCGUAAACGGUAUAGCAUCGUACAUGUGCGUGUGCCCGGCGGGUUUCCUCGGUGCUAAUUGCGAGAUCAACGUCGACGAAUGCGAAUCGUCACCCUGCAUGAAUCAAGGAAAGUGCAUCGAUGGUGUAAACGACUACACAUGCGACUGCAGUGAUACUGGUUUCGAGGGUCCACAUUGCGAAAAUAAUAUCGACGAAUGUUUGUCGCGGCCGUGUGUAAAUGACGGGCUAUGUCUGGACGAUAUCAAGAGUUACAAAUGUCAAUGCUAUUCCGGUUACACUGGUAAGAACUGCGAAGUGGACGUGAAUGAAUGUGAGAGUUCGCCCUGUCAGUACAAUGGCACUUGCCUUGAGCGAUCAAACAAAGACCUUUACAAGAGCGAAGCCCUGAACUUACCUGCGAUCUUCACUCAGGAGUUUAGUUACGCCAAUGCCAGCGGGUAUGAGUGCCUCUGCGUGCAAGGUGUCACCGGCAAGAAUUGUGAGGUAAACAUCAACGAGUGUGACAGCAAUCCCUGCGGUCCAGGUACAUGUAUGGAUCGUAUCGGCGGUUACACCUGCGAGUGUGACGAGGGCUACGAAGGAGAUCACUGCCAACACGAGAUUGACGAGUGCAAGAGAUACAAUCCCUGCGAGCAUGGAGUGUGCACCGACGCUAAAGCCGACUAUUUUUGUACCUGCGAGCCGGAGUACGGUGGCAAAAAUUGCUCGGUGAAGCUGAUGGGAUGUCAGGGCAAUGCCUGCCAGAACGGUGGCACUUGCUGGCCUUACCUAGUCGAUGAGACCAUCCACAAGUUCAACUGCACCUGCCCCAACGGCUACCAUGGCGAAGUUUGCGAUUAUCGCUUCUGGCGGAAGGAGGUGACGACGAUGUCUCUAAGCGGCAGCUCGUACGUCUUAGUAAACACGACGCGCGAUGAGGGCUACGAUAUCCAAUUUCGCUUCAGGACUACCCUGCCGAAUGGUCUCCUAGCGAUCGGUAGAGGUGUGACCAUUUAUAUUCUCCAGUUGGUAAACGGCAAACUCAAUAUACACUCUAGUAUAUUGAAUAAAUGGGAUGGAGUCUUCGUCGGUAGUGGACUCAAUGACUCCAACUGGCAGAAGGCCUUCGUGGCGAUCAACGCGACUCAUCUCGUUCUUUCGGCCAACGAGGAACAGACUAUUUACCCCAUCAGUCCGAACGAAGGCUCCAAUUCAUCGAAUCACACAUCCUUCCCUACGACUUUUGUAGGUGGGAGUCACAUCAGCUCCUUCAGCUUUCUGAGAAGACUGUCCCGCUUACCCUCGUUCACUUUCUUCGUCGGCUGUAUGGAAGACGUCGUCAUCAACGGCGAAUGGGUUUACUCCGGCACCACGUCGAAAACCGUAUACAUGGAGGAUGUGGAAUCGGGCUGUCCUCGCGAAGCUCAGUGCUUACCUAAUCCUUGUAAGAACGGCGGCCAUUGUACCGAUCGUUGGCGCGACUUCUAUUGCAAGUGCGAGCGUCCUUAUCUCGGUCACACCUGUCAGUACAACAUGACAGCCGCUACUUUCGGCUACGAGAAUAUCACGAAUGGUUACGUGACCGUAAGAGUUAGCGAUGCUGUCAGACGUACCGUCAGCUCGGUCGUCGACAUCUCUAUGUUCAUCCGCACACGGGAGAGCUACGGUGAUAUUUUCUAUCUGGGCACGGAACCGGAUUCUCAAGUCGAUCAAAAGCCCCAAGAGAAGACCUACAUAGCGGCGCAAUUGGAAGGCGGGGAACUGCUUGUCAGAAUCCAGUUUAACGGCACGGAGGCCUACACCGUCGGCGGCGUGAAGCUUAACGAUGGAAACAACCAUCUGAUUCAAGUAGCGAGAAACGUUACCCUCAUCCAAGUGAAGAUCAACGGCACCGAAUACUUCCGUAAGACCAUCAGUGCCACGGGAGACCUGAACGUGACCAUUCUUUAUCUAGGAGGACUACCUCAAGCAUCGCGAUACAUUCGUCAAGUCGAUAGCAGGCAGAUGGAAGUGCAACAAGUGCCGCAAAUUAACUUCAAGGGCAUUAUCCAAGACGUGCAGAUCUCAAAUGGCACGAGAACGAUGGUUGUAGAAUUCUUCCCGCUAAAGGCACAAGAUAUUCCUGCACUUGUUCAGUUCGGCAAUGUCUCCUUCGACUCUGAAAAGGUCCUCGAAGGCGUGGUGUCGGAUGAUGUAUGCGUGAGCAGUCCAUGCAAUCAUAAUGGCACGUGUCACGUAACGUGGAACGACUUCUGGUGCCAGUGCCCGCGCGGUUACACCGGCAAAACCUGCCAGGAGAUGGAAUUCUGUCAAUUGCAAGACUGCCCGACGGGUUCACGCUGCCAGAAUCUCGACGAUGGUUACGAGUGCAUCGCCAAUGCGACCUUCGACGGUGUUUCCACUGCCUUCACGUACGCGUAUGGUCGCGCUACGGAUGCUGCCAGUGACCUACCACUCGACACCAUCGAAAUCACUUAUCGAUCUAACACCGGUGGCACGGUGCUUCACAUGGCGCCUCAUAUGGGUGACCAACAUUUCACCGUGUCCGUUUUCAGGGACACCGUCACUGUGUCCUGGCGGCUCGAUCUAGAAAACCAGGGUAUCGUCGCCUUUGGUAAGAGCCAACCCGACGGGAACUGGACUUCGCUGCUCAUCAGACUAAACAACAAUUCUGUGGAAUGCGGUUACGCUAAUCCUACUGAAGAGCAGCCUCACGUGGGUCACAACUUCAGCUUCCAACUAUGGUACGAUUUACUGGUGAGAGGAACAGUCACUCUCGGUGGACUUUCUUCCAGUGCCUUAUCCGAUAGGCACGCUUAUUUUAUUGGAUUUAGACAGAGAAAUGGAAUCGAAGGCAAUAGCGUGGAUUAUAAUGAGCACAGACUAACGACCGCUAUGCCCCCGCAUAGUAUGAUAUCCGGAGAACCGUUUAAGGGUUGCCUCGGCGAAGUACGUAUCGGUAGCAUGUUGCUACACUACUUUACGUACGAAGAGGUUUAUCAGAACGCGAAUUUCACCCCAUUGGAGUUCCUGGAGUUGCAGGGUAACGACAACGCCACUCAUCGCGACAGUAUCGGCUGCCAACUGUGCUUCGAUACGGAUUGCAAGAACGAUGGUUAUUGCUUUGAUAAGGUCAACAGCUACGUAUGCGAGUGUCCCGCGGGUUAUGCCGAGGAUGACUGCUCUUUUAAUAUCGACGAAUGCGUCGACAACAAAUGCCAGAACGGUGCGACUUGCGUCGAUGGUAUCGCCAAUUACACUUGUGUGUGUAAGAAUGGCUGGCAGGGAUGGCUAUGCGAUAGCGACAUCAACGAGUGCGUAACGCUGAGUCCGUGUCAACACGAUGGCGUAUGCGUGAAUCUGCCGGGCUUGUUCAGGUGUGAGUGCCCCGAUCAAUUCACCGGCGAACUGUGCGAAAGCUUCCGGCUGAUCACCUGCGAGAACGAGCCGUGCAAGAACGGCGCGACCUGCAUGAACGUGACGAAUCCAAAGACGAGUGACAACUUCACCUGUAACUGCAUGCCCGGCUACGACGGCCCAACCUGUGACACGCCCUAUUGCAUCAAAAGGAAGUGCGAAAACGGGGGUAGAUGCCAAUUCCUAUAUAAUCAGAUUCCGAAAUGCAUCUGUCCUCUCGGUUACUCCGGUAUGACCUGCGAGACCAACAUCGAUGACUGCGCACCGGAUUCUGAAGGCAAUGUGCCCUGCAAGAACGACGGCAAGUGCUACGACGGAGUGAACAAUUUCAUAUGCGACUGCCAAGGCACCGGAUAUACCGGGGUCGAUUGUUCCAUCGACGUAGACGAGUGUCAGGAUUUGGAGAUCGAUUGCGGACACGGUAAAUGCGAGAAUCUACCUGGUAUCUAUCAGUGUAACUGUGACGACGGUUAUUGCGGCUACAAUUGCGGCAUGGAGAAUCCCUGUCAGGAGAGUUUCUGCCACAACGGUGGCACAUGCGAAUGCGCCGACGAUGGCGGAUACAUAUGUCGAUGCACUCCUGAUUACACGGGACGAAAUUGUACAGAGCCGGAAAAUAAUUAUUUAGGCUUAGGCAACCAAGCCCUCGACAUAAUGGUAAUUGUAGGCCCGAUCGUGGGCUGUCUUCUCCUGAUUGCCAUCGGAUCCCUUGUAGCGCUCUUCAUGAUGGCAAGGAAAAAACGUGCAACACGUGGCACGUACAGUCCGAGUGCUCAGGAGUUUAGCAAUCCGAGAGUGGAGAUGGAUAAUGUAAUGAAGCCUCCACCGGAGGAGAGAUUGAUCUAAUCGAAUGACAGUCGGAAGGAUAUUAUAAUUAGGUGAUGCGAGUGAAUUUCGAUAGGUGGAAGUUGCUUUUUGAAAGAGCAGAUUCCGUUUUGUGCGAAAGAAAGAUAAUAAGAAUAAAAUAGUAUUAUUUAUUUAUUUUUAAUUAAAUUUAUAAUUAAUCUAUUUAAUUAUGAAUUUCUUUGCUCAUAAUUUUGCUUAGAGCUGCAGAUUUUUUACAAAGUUUAAAUCUUUCCAUAUAUCGAAGGUUAUUUGCAUAGCCUAGUCUUCCGAAAAUGUGAUUCAUCAUUGCGAAGAUUUUCGACUGAAAGCACGCAGAUCGCUCGACGAACAGUCAAGUCGAUGACGUGAAACGAUUACUGAUCGCGUCUUCUAGUCCUCACUGUUUCGUCGUUACAAAAAAAUAGACGAAUUAGAAGGAAGGAAUGAAUUUAUUGUUAGAGAUUAAAUUUCAGAUCCUUUAAAAAUCGAUUAGAAAAUUUCCAUCAAGUCUUUUUAAUUCAUUGCCUGUGAGAGAAUUGUAUAGGCAAUGAUUCUAAGAUUAGUAAUAAAAAUAACACACAUUUUUUUGCAACGACACAUUUUUUGACAAUCCUCCCGAGGGAGGAUGAUUAUCAUUCAAGUAGGUUUAAAAACUUGGUAUUAUGUUGGAACCUACUAAUAAAAUCAACGUUUUGUUUCGAGCUUUCUGAGCAAUGUAUAGAGUGUCUCGGAGAAAGAAUAUAUUCAUUACAUGCAUGAGUAUAUUUUCUAAAUAAUUUGUAUUUAAAAAAUCGUAUUUUAAGGAUAGUAAUUCCUUUAGUUGAAUUCGAGGGACCAAUGAUGAUGUUCUGAGAUUCGAGAAUUCGAGGAUUUAGAAGUACAAUUAUUCUAAAGAUUCGACAAGCUCCAAAAGCUAAGAAUCUAAAAAAAUCCACAGAUUCUAAAUUUAAGAAUUCUAAGAAUCAAAAGGCAAAGGGAAAAAAUAUUUUAGCAUCAAAUAAUGCUCGAAUAAAAAGGUUUUAUCGAGUAAAAAGGUGAUCUAUGCCUCUCUCUCUCUCUCUCUCUCUCUCUCUCUCUCUCUCUCUCUCUCUCUCUCUCUCUCUCUCUCUCUCUUUCUCUUUCUGUUUCUCUGGGACACCCUGUAAACGACACGCGUAAAAUAAAUCACGUAGAUUAUAAUGAAGUGUACUUAAAGCUCUCAGAAGUGUCCUUAAGACGUUAAGCAAUACUCGAAGGAGGCGAAUCCGAGCAAACAGACCCGUCCAUUUUAGUGCCUAAUCUAUACUCUGCUUAAAGAGAUAUUAUUUAUAAGUUGCGAUGCAUGCAAUAUCGAUGGACGAGAAGAAACAGAGGAAGCAAGCAGGACGAUAUUCCAAAAAAGCUUACGACUUAAACACAUUUGAGAUCUCGAGAAUAAUGCAUAAUGUUCUUACACUUGCAAAAGAAUAGGUGAAUUAAAGGAAAUUUACAUAAUCUGUGUGUGUAAAUUUUCAAAAACUCUAUAUAAAGAUCCAAAUUCUUAAUUCCUUAUUGCCUUGAUUAUUUGCUUUCCUCUAAUUAAAUUUUAAUAAUUUAAUAAUAACUUUCUCUUGGAAAUUUAAUUUUAAUUAUUUUUUUAUUUAAUCUCUCUAUUUGAUUUUGUUCCAAUUUUAACUCGUUUCGAUUCCUAUCUCAUUUUUAAUACCAUUUAUUUUUAAACUUCUCAUCAGAGGUUCAAUAAGAUAAAUAGAAUAGAAUAGAAUAUAUUCUAUUCUAUUUCAAUUUUAACGUAGUUUCUUCGAUACAAUUUUAGUUUAGAUUUUUUAUUAAUUUAAUUACAAUAAAGUUCCCUUUUAAUUUGCCUAUCUUCGCAGGAAUUAUAUAUAUGUUAAGUUUUAAAUAUUGUCAAACAGCGACACAUAUUUCGACUUAUUGUAAAAAAAACGUCGAUACUGUCGAGCGUUUCCGAUAUCAGCGUAAGAAAGGAAAACUCUGAACGCGCACGGAAAAACUCACAUUAUUACACGCCUGUUAAUUUUGUACAUAGACAUAGCUUGUAAGCCGAAAAGAUUAUUAACGACUUUAUCAUAUUUAGGAUUUUAUAUGACUAUUAAGUAGAUAUUUAACGAUAACAAACGUAUUAAUCAAUACGUACUUAUACCACGACCAAAGUAGCGACGAGGCGAUAUCUUAUAUUAUAAGAUUUUACUCUGUAAAAAUCAUCUUGCGAUUUUAUAAGCGUUUGAUUUUUCAUUUAUAAAGCAUUUGUGUUCAAGACUGAGUUCCGAGCGUCUGAAAUAAGAGAAAUAACGAAAAAUUCAGAUAUAUAUGUAACAUACCGAAUAUAUAUAUACUAUAUACACAUUC